AUGGCACAAACCGGCACUCUUACAGAGGAGGGUCUAGAUGUGUGGGGCGUGAUGGAAGUGAGUGGAGCAGUAUUUAGUGAGUUGGUCCCUGACCCUCUUUUUCUCCCUCCUGGACUGAUGCUCUCUGCACUUGCCUCCUGCCAUUGUUUGGCUUUGCUGGGGGGUCAAGCGCUCGGAGACCCACUGGAGCUCAAAAUGAUAGAAUCUACUGGAUGGGAACUGACAGAGCCAGAGAAUGAGAUGGCACUUGAUUCUGAAUUUGGCAAACACAGAGCGCUAGCAGUGAUGAGACCUCCUGCAUCUGACCUCCUGUCACAAGGAAAUUCUGUCAGUCAGCCAGUGGCGAUCAUACGGCGAUUCCCAUUUUCCUCUUCUUUGCAAAGGAUGAGUGUUGUGACCGUGGGUCCAGGUGGAGCGUCUCCUGUGGCGUUCCUUAAAGGAGCACCUGAAAUAGUUGCCAGCUUGUGCCUUAGAGAAAGUGUGCCAUCUCAUUUUUCACCCAUUCUCCGGGAGUAUGCCAGCCAGGGCUUCAGGGUACUUGGAUUUGCCUACAAGCAUCUCACUAAGGAGACUAACCUAAGCACUGUCGAAAGGGUGGAGGUGGAGAAAAACAUGAGCUUCCUGGGCCUGUUAGUAAUGAAGAACCAGGUGAAGCCAGAGAGCGCAGAAGUCAUUCGCACACUUAAACUGGCACAAUUACGGCCUGUUAUGGUUACAGGUGACAAUAUUCUCACGGCUGUGAAUGUAGCACGUGCGUGUGGAAUGGUGCCGUCACAUGAGAAGGUUAUUUUUGUUCACGCAUCGCCCCCUACCGCCAGUCCAAUGGCCUCGCUGCAGUUUCAUCAAGGAGAUGGUGCAGUAACCACCAUUAAUACUCAGGAGGCUAUUGAUAUUCCAGCGCAGGAUCUCUACCAAAACGGUGCCGGCUAUCAUUUGGCUAUAAAUGGAAUGUCCUUUGCAGCACUUUGUGAUCAUUUCCCUGAAUAUCUGCCCAAGAUUCUGAUGAGGGGAACCGUGUACGCCCGCAUGACCCCAGACCAGAAAACCCAGCUGGUCAAAGCACUGCAGAAACUCAAGGUGGGCAUGUGUGGCGAUGGAGCCAAUGACUGCGGAGCACUGAGGGCCGCUGAUGUGGGUGUGUCGUUGUCUGAGGCUGAGGCGUCUGUGGCGUCUCCUUUCACAUCCAAGUCUAACAACAUUAGCUGCGUGCCUCUACUCAUCAAGGAAGGCAGGUGUUCACUGGUGACAUCAUUCAGUCUUUUCAAGUACAUGGCUUUGUACAGCCUGAUCCAGUUUGCCUCUGUACUUAUUCUCUACACUGAGAAAACAAACUUGGGAGACUUGCAGUUCCUCUUCUUUGAUUUGGUUUUGGUGACCGUUUUGGCUAUAGUGAUGGGACGGGGAGGUCCCAGCGAUGAGCUCCACCCCCGGCGACCCGCUGCCAGUCUUCUGUCUCUCCCAGUCCUGUCUACUUUACUGCUGCACACCGUGCUGCUGAUCCUAGCCCAGGUGUCUGCCCUGCUUAUCACUGUAUCACAAGACUGGUAUGUGCCUCUAAAUUCCACUGUGACGGGGGCUGCGAACUUGCCCAACAUGGAGGACACAAGCGUAUUUGCCUUAUCGGGAUUCCAGUACAUCAUCAUGUCUGUUGUGAUAACCAAAGGAUAUCCUUACAAAAAACCACUGUAUUACAAUUUUUUGUUUGUAGGUGCUCUGCUGGUCUUCUUUGCGCUUAUGAGCUGGCUGGUCCUUUUUCGUCACACCAUCAUCCAUCAAGUCCUGCAGCUCUAUGACAUCAACGAUAUGAAGUAUAAACUGUUGCUGGUGGCUGUAGCUGCGCUCAACUUCUUCAUAUGCUACAUGCUCGAGUUUCUUAUUGACCAAGGAGCCCUGAACUGCCUUCGCAACCCCAGAGGAAAACGCAAGUCCAAAAAGCAGUACAAACGCUUGGACGUAGAGCUCGCAGAAACGCCCUCAUGGCCGCCUCUAAACCAACCCUUGUUUCCAACACAGUGCUCCGUCAUCGGUGUUAGCUAACACCUACCUCCUGCUUUACAAUUUCAGCUCUUCCGAAUCAAAUAUCCAGGGUUGCCAAAGAUCUGAUACCACCUCUCGGUGCACUAGUGAGGUAUGAGUAGCAGGUGUUGUCCUUGUCUGCCUAUUAUAUAUGGCACAAAACUCAUCAUGCAGCAUUAAGAAUGAACUGUUUGUGAUGGUAUUUCUAAUAUAAAACAUGAAUGAAGAAUAAAAACCUUGAAGUAUUUUGAAA
Molecule: messenger RNA, 2269 nt
Organism: Puntigrus tetrazona (Sumatra barb)
Lineage: Eukaryota; Metazoa; Chordata; Actinopteri; Cypriniformes; Cyprinidae
Product: polyamine-transporting ATPase 13A2-like
Exons: 15
Coding region: 1-2037 (678 amino acids)
Biological process (GO): regulation of autophagosome size; regulation of mitochondrion organization; autophagosome-lysosome fusion
Cellular component (GO): membrane
Molecular function (GO): ATP binding; P-type transmembrane transporter activity; ATP hydrolysis activity
Source: RefSeq, a predicted model, not a curated record